Molecule: messenger RNA, 510 nt
Organism: Chilo suppressalis (striped riceborer)
Lineage: Eukaryota; Metazoa; Arthropoda; Insecta; Lepidoptera; Crambidae
Source: the annotation of a GenBank genome assembly
AUGGAUGAAGAACGCACAUUUACUUUCAUAGAAAGUCAAAAGAUGAAGCGUGUGCUGCUGUUGAAUGGUCACAGAUACAAUUUAAAUAUCACAAAUAAGGGAGGGUCAACUCUAUGGAGAUGCUCCAAGCGCAAUGAGUGUAGUGCAUCUGUUACAAUUAAUAAAGACGAAAACAAGAUAAUUCGUCAGUUAAAUGAGCAUACUUGUAAAGCUAAUUUCGAUAAAAACAGGGCAGACAUAGUGAUGGACAAAUGCAAGAAAUUAGUUCGCCAAAAAGCAAAACUUAUCCAGAUUUUUUUUAGAAAGAAUUCGGAAAAGUGGAUGAGAUUCAACAGGUACCCGAUUUUAACUCAAAAAAAGACACUGUUCAGGGCUCGCCGCAAAUAUUUGAAUGUUUGUAAUAGUGAAUUCGAAAACUUGAAUGAUCUUACAAUUCCAAAAAUAAUGGCCAAAAGUUUCCUUGUUCGUGAAGAUGGAUGUGACAAUAAUAAAAUUUUAAGUCUACCGUAG